AUGGCGUCUUGGAACUCGGUGCCGAUGGAAGUUCUGUACCAGACGCUGGGAUGGAUCGCCUUCGUCUGCUGGUCCUUGAGCUUCUAUCCGCAGGUUCUUCUCAACUACCGGAGGAAAAGGUGAGAAAUCUUCUUGGUGCCGUUUACAGUUCGACGCUUCCCUUUUUGCUGAGUCUUUGGGUUUUCAUUUUAAUUUUGUGGUCUUCCUCGCGCUUAACAUCGGGUUGACUUGUUGUGUUCUUCUCCGGUGGCUUGGGGAAAUCACUGAUUUCAUGCAGCGUGGUGGGGCUGAACUUCGAUUUCCUAGUGCUCAAUCUGACCAAGCACUCGUCGUAUCUCAUAUACAACGCGAGUCUCUUCUUCAGCUCCACCAUCCAGAGGCAGUACCGCGAGAAGUACGGUUCCGGCGAGGUCGGUACUAACUCAGGGGGGCAUAUUUCCUUCAAGAAUGAUUAUGUCCGUUCAUUUAUGCUCUGGGCGUUUCUAUUUUAUGCUUAUAAGAUUUUUUUUAGUGAAUUAACGAUACUUCAAUUCGCAGGUAAAGUUGUAAAAUUUUGACAAUAAAAUCACUUCCCAGGUUGUACUUGGCUGUUUACCUUAGACCGAGGACUUAUUGGUAUAUCACUUUCACAGUCACAGAAAGCUCGUACCCUCAAUACGAGCCAGCUGGAUAUUGUGUUUUGGAGACUAUUCAUUCACCUCCCGUAAAUGUGGGUUUUGAGUGCAUUUUUAUUUUCAACUCCAAUUCUAUGGAUCUCAUUCAGGAUCCAUUGUUGGCGGCAUAUAGCAUCGUUCUACACAUGGAGAUGCCACAAAAUGGGGUUGAAAAUGUCAAAUAUAUGAUCCUAACAAGUUCAUUCAUUCAAGACAAAGAACAAAAGAUAAAAUUUUCGUAAAAUUGAGUAAUUAGGUAACAAGGAGUCGUUGAAUUUUUAGUCGUGCAAUGGAUGGCCACACAGUAAUCUAGAUAGAGCAUGUUAUUAAGGAAGAUCUUCAGUGGAUGCAUGAGGUGUUGUGAUCCUUUUUACUCUUUAGAGGGUAUCUGAGGCCAAAUAUUAAAUUGAUUGGCGUUUUGUGCCUGUCUACAUAUGGUGGCACAGUAGUCAAUAUAUUUUUAUUUUUUUUUCUACUUCUAGGAUUUCUCUGGGAAUAGUUUUUCAAUAUUUUUCGAAGUAACCUUAUAAUUGGGGACACGAAUAAGGCAGUUCAAAUAAUUAAACCUUGGUGGUUUUUCCUUGUCUUCCUGCAUUUUGGAAGCUUUCUUCAUCAUCAUCAUGUUGCUGAUCGUUAUGAUGUGUUUUGUUUUCUUUCAUGGGCAGAUGAUUCCUGUGGCCGCAAAUGAUGUAUGUUUCUCAAUACAUGCUGUUUUGCUAACAGGAAUUACAUUAUUCCAAGUUCUAAUAUACGAUGUAAGACACUCUACCUGGUUUUAUUUCUAUCUUUUCCUCAGAUAUCUGCCUAACUCUGCCACAUCUACAGCGCGGGACCCAGAAGGUCUCAAAGACGUGUAUUGGAAUUUCUUCUAUCGUGUGGGUUACUGCUAUAGUAUGCUUAAUUGUUGCAUGGCCAAGUGAUUCCUGGCUGUGGCUUGUCUCUGUGUUCAAGUAAGCAUUCCCGGCUCACUGCCAUUCUCUUUCAGAAUAACAACGCUGACACACAGCCAUCUGAUUCUUUGGUUUUUUUUAUUUUUAUGCACAAUCUAUCUACUGCAGCACAAUACAGGUCGUCAUGACUGCCAUCAAAUAUAUCCCACAGGUAGGGUUGGUUCUUAUUACUUAUCAUAGUAUCAUUUUUGGGCCCUCUUCGCUCUGAGAGAUUGUUCAAGCAUUCCUUAUUUUUUCUUUUUUCUUGAUUUUGUUCUCGUGGUGUUUACCCAAAGGAAAUGGAUUAUAUGCAUUAUGUUUCUCCAAGGAACUGUAAAAUUAUAGUUUGAAACCACUUGAAGUUUAUUUUGCAUAGAAAGUCCUACAUUUUUUGACCUUGGAACCGCCAAAUGAAGGUGAGUUAUUCAUCCCCAGUUAAUGUGAAACUCAUGACUUUGGAAAAAUGUUGUCAGCUAUUGGAUCCUCAGUCUGAAAAAGAGCAGGCACAUCCCCAGUUAUAGUGUCAUUUUUUUUGUUUAUCUUAAAGGAUACCUGCCAUUGCGUAUCUUGAUUUACCUUGUUGCCUUUUAUUUAUUUAUUUUAAUCUGAACUCCAUACGAGACUGAUUAAUUUUCCGUAAAACUUAUCCCUUAAAAGGGAAAAAAUGAUAAAUCCGGUCCGAUGGGCUGUUCUUCACUAACCACAAGGUUAUAGGUACUCUAUAUUUCAUCUUCCCUUCUACAGCUGAAGUAAUGGGCAGAUGGUUUCCAUCAGGAAAGACUUUAAGCCUAGGAAAGGAAGAACCUUACUUCUAAGCUGGCACAAGGGAUCCAAAACCAAAAGCACUAGGAAGAGAAUGCAAUCUGGGAAGGAUUAACAUGAUUGAUUCACUAUGGAAAGCCUACAUUGCUGUUCCAGCGGAAAUAUUUGGAAUAAUUCCACUACUUCUACCAGGAGUAGCGUUUUUAUUGCUAGCUGAACGUAAAGUCAUGGUUUUUGUGCUAAGUUGAAAGGGUCCUGAUGUAGUAGGAUCAUUCGUUGUUAUUCAGGAGAAUAAUGAUUUGUUCGGGGCUACAAAUAAGCUUUCUGUCCAUUUCCUUACCUCACCAUGUCAUAUUAAAAAAAUCAAAUAAGGUAUUAAUAUCUUUCAUGGACGAUGUGUACAGCAUACUUCUUUCUCUAACGCUGUGCCAGAUUUGAAAAAAACUUUAGCAAAGGUUUGUUAUUGGUUGCUAGGUUUGGGGAUUGCCCAGAAAUGUCUGUGAUGCUUAAGGGAUGCCAUGAUGGAUUUGGAAGAAGAUUCGAAAUAAAUAGAUAAAGGCCCAAUGUAGUCUUCUAAGAUUUGAUCAUAUCUCUUGAGGAUCACAAUGGCGUUACCUCAAUCCCUAAGCCCAAAAAUACUUGGCUACGCCCUUUUGUAGAUGUCUGUUUGCUGAGGUGCCCCUUUGGUUGUUCUUGUAACCUGAAGUUGAGGCAACCAUCAGAGCCUUUCCUCAAGCUCAUAUGAUGAUAGCAUCAAAUGGAGCUUUUAUCUCAAGUAUUGUGAAUAAAUGAUUUUUGGUGAUUCAAUUAGGGUUCUGUGGAAGUUUAAGAUUAGAUAGUUUUUUGUAUUGGCAAGUGGGUGGCUGCACUGAUUGAUCAUCUUCGUAUUUCGUCCUACGCUAGCUGGGUGCUCUUUUAUUGCUUAUAAGUGCAUAACUGGCUAUUUUAUUGGUGUUUAUUUGGUCCUUUUGAGUUGCUAACUAUCAUACGAAUCACCGUUAAUCGCCUAGUCAAGCAGGAAUCAUCUGAUAUGCACGCGAUUUUUCCUCAAAUUCUGAUGGACAUACACACUGGGUGGCUGAUAUAGCUUGAAAGCUAAGCCAACAAGGGGAGAAGCUCAGUUAAGAUUUACCUCAAGCUUUGGAAACACUUCCCUGCUUCUCAUGUGCCUGUAUACCGAGUUAGUCAUAUAUCAUGGAAGAAACGGACAUAUAUAUAUAUAUAUUAUAGUACAACGAUUUUACUAAUAAUUUGUUGUCCUGCAUCAGUAGAAGGAUUCAGGGGGCUGGGCAUAUUCUUUCCAUAAACCACCGCCUUUCUUGAUUGUUCAGAAGCUCUCUCCCUAAAUUUUUAAUUUCUAUAUUUUAUACCAUGGUGAAGAGAGCUGGUUGAGGCAUUUAGAACGCCGCAUCAGGUGAUUUUUUUUCUCUAAUUUAUUUCUUUCAAGAAGGGUAAAAAGCUGUUUGUAUGUUCUGUCUCAUGUGUUGACUCACCUUCAGGCUCCUUGGCAGGGGAGGUGGUUGUAGGGGCAACUCAAUCUUAUUUAUGGCCGUACUGUGAAGAUUACUCUUAUAAUAGCUAGCUGUCUUGGAAACUUACCGUCAUCUCCUUCAUAUAACAUGUAUCAACCUGAUACUUGGGACUUAUUUUCUAUAGUCUGGUUUAUCAGAUUAGAAUUUUGUUAACUAGAAUUCCUUAUGGUCUAAGAUUCAAAUUUUCAGUUGUGUAAAUUCAGGUGGAAUUACCUCACAAUGAGGAAACAGCAGUGCAUUUUAGAUUAUGAAAGUUAUCACAUAGACAUAUAUAUAUAUACAUAUAUAUAGCGUGUAAAUUCCUCUGAGAUAAAAUUGUAAUUACUUUCUAAUCUUCUCGACUUGGAAUUGCACGCAUCUUAUUUUGGUAGAAAAAAAUAUCCCAAUGAGAGAUAUUCCUUUGAUUUAUCUAUCUUAUUAUUUUUACAGUAACACGAAAGAGAUAAUUGCGUUGUCUGUUGGUAGAAUCAUCCAAUCUGUCCUGGGAUGGUAGUAUUGACAGAUACCAGAAGUUUAUGAAUUUUUUAACUACAUGUAAAUUUUUAUAUUCUAGGCUUUAGUCGUUGAAAAUUAUCUUCUUAAUGGCAUAUUUUCAGUGAUUUUAUUCAGUCUUUGAAGAGUUAUUCAUGAUCUCUAUGUUUCAACUAUUUCAUAUCAGCAUUACUAAAUAAUCUCAAGAAAAAGUAUUUCUUGCAAGUAUGUGAGUAACGACCCAUUAUAAUCUGUAUGACUUUACUAAAUCGUAUUCUAUUUCAGGCAUUCAUGAAUUUUCAGCGGAAGAGCACAGUUGGGUGGAGUAUUGGAAAUAUUUUACUCGACCUAACUGGAGGUCUCUUAAACUUUGGACAGCUGGCUGUGCAAUCUAUUGACCAGGGUAAGUUUUGCAAACCUUAUUGUUAUUUAGAUGUUGUGAUGUAUGUUUAACAAUGAUGCUGAUUAUUCAUGGAUUCCCUUCUGUCCUGGCUUGUAGGUACAUGGGUGAAUUUUUAUGGCAACAUAGGCAAGACCUUGCUUUCUUUGGUAUGUGAAUCCUUUGCUCGGACAGUCAUGUUUUGCUUUCGUUUGCUUAAAGAUCUUGCCAUGAAUCUUCCUUUGUUAUUUGCAUCAAAAAAAUAAAAUGAUGAGUUGAUAACACGAAGAAAUCAGUCUUGGAUUUAUUUCAUCGCAAAAUACAUGAUGAAACUUUAGAUGCUUGUUGAUACCUACGGGAUACAUUUUACAAAGUGUAAGUACGUUUUUAUGAGAAGAUCGCAAGUAGCAAAUGUACAAGACAGAAGAAACCACUACAGACAGUAUGAUAUUUUUUUUCUCGAACCAUAUGAUGCAUAGAUUUGGGCAAUGAGUAGAAGAACAAGAAUAUAAUAAUAAUAGGCGACUCACCUGCAUAGAUUUGGACAUAAUUCACGAAAAAACCGCCUAUAGUAGGUAGAUGGUUGGAUAAGCCAUACGCCUAACCCAAGAAAAGAAUCAACUGUUUGACGAGCUCAUCUCUCUCUCUCUCUCUCUAAAGUAGCUACACUCUUCGGGUGGUUCCAUAUGAUGCUUUUCCCUCAAUAGGGUUGAUUUUCUUUUUAAAGCUAAAAUACCUGUAGAUGGAGCUGUUAUUUUUUCACAAUUAUUUGGAAAGGCAUUGCUCUACUAAGGUUGAUGUUCUGUAUCAGAAUGAUUUACCAUUGGAAGGAAUAAACAGAUAGAUACCCUGUGGUUAUACAGAUGGGACUUUUUGAGUAUAAUGGCCUCAUAUUCGAGCGUAUACCCAGAGUCGACUGCUGUGCGUUCUUUCCAUUUGUUUUAUUUACUUUUUUCAGUUGACAAAAACCAAGAAGUUGACUUCCAGUUGAGGAGCACUGGUGGAACAAUUCCACGUUGUGAAUUGUAAAUAACAGCAUGUGGCUACAUAGACGGGCUUUCCUUUAUUUGACCUUAAUUGUUUAUUUUGUGAUUGAAUGUUGGGUCAAUCGUUUAUCAUGGAAAGGUGAGUUAAGUUUUCAGUCUUUCCAUACGAGUGUUGACCAUUCAACUCUGGUGUUUCCGUUUCCCUGCAGGAGGUGGUGUUCUUUGACAUCGUGUUCAUCCUCCAGCAUUAUGUGCUGUACCCUUUGAAGAUCGGAGAGAAGAAUCCAGUGAUCCACGAAGAGGUCAUCGCCCCUCUCAUGAAACCCUCCGAGACAGCAAACACGUCACAAGUCUGA
Molecule: messenger RNA, 6068 nt
Organism: Spirodela intermedia
Lineage: Eukaryota; Viridiplantae; Streptophyta; Magnoliopsida; Alismatales; Araceae
Source: the annotation of a GenBank genome assembly